Messenger RNA from Amaranthus tricolor (Joseph's coat), 1585 nucleotides. Its product is annotated as glutamine synthetase nodule isozyme. Gene Ontology annotation, molecular function: glutamine synthetase activity. Lineage: Eukaryota; Viridiplantae; Streptophyta; Magnoliopsida; Caryophyllales; Amaranthaceae. Gene Ontology annotation, cellular component: cytoplasm. The record is from RefSeq and is a predicted model, not a curated record. The coding region runs from base 133 to 1203 and encodes 356 amino acids. The transcript has 10 exons.
UUGUUCUAUAAAAAGGGAAAGAGUCCCUCAACUUCAGAUACAUGUUGUUUGUGAUUUCUAAAUUGAAGUUCCCAAAUAACAUACUCAUCUUCCUCUUCUCUUAUUCAUCCAAUUUUAUUCUUCCCCAAAACCAUGUCUCUUCUUACAGAUCUCAUCAAUCUUAACCUCUCUGACUCCACUGAGAAGAUCAUUGCUGAAUAUAUAUGGAUUGGUGGAUCUGGUAUGGACAUGAGAAGUAAAGCAAGAACACUUAAUGAACGUGUGACUGAUCCUAAAAAGCUUCCAAAAUGGAAUUAUGAUGGAUCCAGUACUAAUCAGGCUCCUGGUGAAGAUAGUGAAGUCAUUUUAUACCCACAAGCUAUCUUCAGAGAUCCAUUCAGAAGGGGCAACAAUAUCCUUGUCAUGUGUGAUGCCUAUACUCCACAAGGAGAGCCAAUCCCAACCAACAAGAGACAUAAUGCUGAAAAGAUAUUCAGCCAUCCAGAUGUUGUUGCCGAGGAACCAUGGUACGGUAUCGAACAGGAGUACACCUUGUUGCAAAAGGAUGUUAACUGGCCCCUUGGUUGGCCUGUAGGGGGUUUUCCUGGUCCACAGGGCCCGUACUACUGUGGUGUUGGUGCUGAUAAAGCUUUUGGAAGGGACAUUGUUGAUUCACACUACAAGGCUUGCCUCUAUGCCGGAAUUAACAUUAGUGGAAUCAAUGGAGAAGUUAUGCCCGGACAGUGGGAAUUUCAAGUCGGCCCGUCUGUUGGAAUCUCUGCUGGAGACGAGUUGUGGGUUGCUCGUUACAUUUUGGAGAGGAUUACCGAGAUUGCUGGAGUAGCUCUUUCUUUUGAUCCAAAACCAAUUCCAGGUGACUGGAAUGGUGCUGGUGCUCACACCAAUUACAGCACUAAGUCGAUGAGGGAAGAUGGGGGCUACGAGGUGAUUAAGAAGGCCAUCGAGAAGCUCGGGUUGAGGCACAAAGAGCACAUCUCUGCUUAUGGAGAAGGAAACGAACGUCGUCUCACUGGUAGACACGAAACCGCCAGCAUUUCCACUUUCUUGUGGGGGGUAGCCAACCGAGGAGCAUCAGUUCGUGUUGGACGAGACACGGAGAAGAAUGGCAAAGGAUAUUUUGAAGACAGGAGGCCGGCUUCUAACAUGGACCCAUAUGUCGUUACAUCAAUGAUCGCGGAAACUACUCUUCUUUGGAAGCCAUAGAGCGGCCACGAGCUUAAUAAAGUAAUUUGCUAUCAACCAGCAGAUCGAAUCGCGUCUUGUGUUCUGCAUCUGCCUAUUCAAGUUGUUCGCCUUUUGGUUCAUUUUUUACACUUCCAUUCAGACCGAUAAUCAUGUACAAACCGUUGCUUGCUGUUUGCUGUGCGCGGGUAAUAACAUCAAAUCCUUUGUCGCAUCGACAAUAUUGAAAAUAACAUUGUACCCUUAUUUCUUCCUAGAAAAUAUGGGAAGUCAGAGAGGAUCAUUUCUCUGCCAUUAUUGUGCGUGAAUUUUUUUCGCAUUGUUUGUAAUUUAUGGUCUUCAAAUCUGUGACCCUCAUCUCAAUCUUAAUAAGCUAUUAAUCGUAUGUAGGUGUUUUCAAGCA